Stylophora pistillata is the source of this 2146-nucleotide messenger RNA. RefSeq lists its product as uncharacterized. The record is from RefSeq and is a predicted model, not a curated record. NCBI's taxonomy places the organism in Eukaryota, Metazoa, Cnidaria, Anthozoa, Scleractinia, Pocilloporidae. Gene Ontology annotation, molecular function: protein binding.
UUACGUCGUCGCUUUUUAGUUGACACGCUCAAACAACAGCAAGAUUUCUUUAAAAGAAAAAGAAAUCGAAAACAUCGAUGAAAACCGCUCGAAUCGAUAGUCCUUACACUGCAAAAGAUCCAUCACAUGGAUUUUUCCUUUGGAAUGGUCUUACUUGGAUGCAGAAGGAAGAAAGAUUUUGCGACGUCACUCUUAAAAUCGGAAAAGAUCGAAAGUUACGAGCUCAUCGCGCUGUAUUAGCGCUAUCGAGCAAGUACUUUGAAGCGCUUUUCGGAACGGAUUGGGUCGAAGGAAAAUCAAACGAAGUUGAACUUCUUGGUUUCGAUGAAGACGCCAUUACGAAUUUGGUUCGGUUUGUGUACUCGGGAAGUGUCGACAUUACCACAGAUAAUGUUCAGUACGUCCUGGAAGUCGCCAAUUAUCUGGGAAUAGAGUUCGUACAGAAAGAGUGUAUACGAUUCUUGGAAGAAAAUCUCAAUAAGAACAACUGUCUGAACGCUCUUCAAAUCGCAGACAUGUUUGCCUUCGAGUAUUUGAGAGAGGAAGCAAAACUAGUCGCCGUACGCUAUUUCACAGAAAUUUGCAUGACGCAAGAUUUUAUUUAUCUUCCAUAUCAUUUAUUGACGGAGUUACUGAGAGAGGAAAGCAUCUGUGUGGUUGUUGAUGAUUUGAUUCCUAGCGCCGAUAAGAGAGAGAGCGUUGUUUUACAAGCCGUGUUUCGAUACGUACAGCACGAUCUCGGUAAACGAGCAGAUUUUUUGCCGAAACUUUUGGCCCUGGUGAGACUUCCGACUCUGUCAAGGCAGCACCUCCAAGAGAUCUCAAAACACAGCUUAAUAAUUGACUGCGGUUGUGAAGAGAUUGUUGAAAGAGCACUGGGUGUAAAAUCGAAUGAUACUGGGGACGGUUCGACCGAUUCAAACUGGGCCAAGAGGAGAGAUUUUGCUAAGUGCGUGGUCACAUGGGGUCGAACUUUUGCCGGUACCCAACGAAUUCAGUCGAAAACAUCUUUCAUCACCGGUCAACGUUUUCUUGAGGAUUCGAUUGACGGUGUCACUGAUGAAGGCGUCUACAUCACAGGAAUAACCGUGUGGAGGAACUUCCCAACAGAACAGCCGCAAUCUAUCUGUGGAUUAGAGGUGUUUUACAGCAACAACUCAACUGGGUUGUAUGGUGUCAAGUCAAGACGAAAACAAAACGAAAUCUUCCUUAGAGAAAAUGAAAAGAUUGUUAAGGUGGAAGUUCAGAGCGGAACGCUGAUUAACAGCCUAACGUUUUAUACAAAUAAGAAGGAUUCUUAUGGCGGUUUAAAGUCCUAUCGCGGGUUUUGCCCCGAUUAUCAUGGCAGCUGUCAAGGUAGCCACGUGACCGUUCGAGGUCAGAGUCCGCCUGGAAUCUGUGGAUUCUUAGCUGGCGUUGCCGGCGAAAUAUCCGAGUUCCAAGGACAGCCGUGUAUCACGAGGCUUCAGCUUGCAUGGAAAACAUUUGUUUGCAAUGACUUAGGUCUCACAUCGCGGUUUGAGUAUUUUGAGCCAGGAAAGUGCGAAAUUGUCAACAGAUCCCUCCGACCACCAUACCAAAAGCAAUGAUAAUGAUGUUGCAGUGAAAGUCGUGGCAAACAUGAUGAGGAAUGAAUGAUGUUGAUAAUGAUAACGAUGACAGUGACAAAGUUGACGACAGAUCACUUUCAGUAUCUGAGCAACUGCGCACCUACCCCACCCUUAACUCGACAACUGUCAGCUGAUCUGAAACUAGGGGAGGGGUGGGUGCGUAGUUCUCAGAUACCAACCAUGAUUCUGACCACGAUAGAGUUGAAUCGAUGAUGAUGGUGAAGGUGACCUUGAACUGUUGCUAUGGUAACGACAUUUACCGCGAUGUUCAGAAUGGGGAGAACGAUCACGAGCAUGAUGAAGCUGACGAUGACGGUCAUGAUGACGAUGAUAGCUACGAGGAUAAUUAUCAGCGGGGUAACUAUGGCGUCGAUUUUAAGAACGGUAUAGAGGAUAUUGACGGCGACAGCAAAGACCACCACGAUCGUUGGCUGUGUACAACCGCGCCCCACUCCCAUACAGGCCUUUAUAGAUUAUGCUAGUAAAAGUAGCGUAUUAUGCUAGUAGCAUUGCUUUUUCUUUGGCGAAAUUAUGCU